Molecule: messenger RNA, 3613 nt
Organism: Orcinus orca (killer whale)
Lineage: Eukaryota; Metazoa; Chordata; Mammalia; Artiodactyla; Delphinidae
Gene: ZIC5
Product: Zic family member 5
Exons: 2
Coding region: 158-2047 (629 amino acids)
Biological process (GO): regulation of transcription by RNA polymerase II; central nervous system development
Cellular component (GO): nucleus
Molecular function (GO): RNA polymerase II cis-regulatory region sequence-specific DNA binding; DNA-binding transcription factor activity, RNA polymerase II-specific
Source: RefSeq, a predicted model, not a curated record
UCUGCCAGUCGCUGGAGGACAGAGUGGGAACGGGAAUAAGCAGAGUUCGGAGGCUAGGACAAAGAAGUUAAAGAGCGCCUAACAUAUACAUGUUUUUGAAGGCGGGCAGAGGGAAAAAAGUCCCCCCAGUGAGGGCCUGUGAGUCUGUGUAGUUCUGAUGGAGACCCCUUUGAGCAAGAGGAACCCGCCAGCGCUGAGAUUAGCGGAUUUGGCAACAGCUCAGGCCAGGCCACUUCAGAAUAUCACAGGCUUCCCGGCGCUGGCCAGCGCGGCCGCCCACUCCCAACUCCGCGCCGCAGCCGCGCACCUCCGCCCUCGGGACCUGGGCGCUGACCCCGGCGUGGCCAUCACUCCGCUCGGACCCGAGCACAUGGCCCAGGCGAGCGCGUUCGGCCUCAGCCCUCCCUCCCAGGCGCUCCCGGCACAGCCCGAGGCCCCAGCGGCCGCCGCCCGCGCUGCAGCCUCGGUCUCGCACCCGGGCGCCGGCACCUACCCUGGCGGCGGGGGCAGCGGUAGCGUGCAGUCCUCCGCGCCCGCGCCCCCGCCCCCAGCCCCUCCUCUUCCUCCCUCCCUUUCACCCCCUCCCCCUCCUCUUGGCCUCUCGGGCUACACCACCACCAACAGUGGCGGCGGCGGCAGCAGCGGCAAAGGCCACAGCAGGGACUUCGUCCUCCGGAGGGACCUUUCCGCCACGGCCCCCGCGGCGGCCAUGCACGGGGCCCCGCUCGGAGGGGAGCAGCGGUCCGGCACCGGCUCCCCCCAGCACUCGGCCCCGCCUCCCCACUCGGCCGGCAUGUUCAUCUCGGCCAGCGGCACCUACGCUGGCCCGGACGGCAGCGGCGGCGGGGGCCCGGCGCUCUUUCCCUCGCUGCACGACACGCCGGGAGGCCCCGGCGGCCACCCGCACCCGCUCAACGGCCAGAUGCGCCUGGGGCUGGCGGCAGCGGCGGCAGCCGCGGCGGCUGAACUGUACGGCCGCGGGGAGCCGCCCUUCGCGCCGCGCUCGGGGGAUGCGCACUACGGUGCGGUGGCGGCCGCUGCAGCCGCCGCCCUGCAUGGCUACGGAGCCGUGAACUUAAAUCUGAACCUGGCGGCGGCGGCUGCUGCCGCGGCGGCCGGACCCGGGCCCCACCUGCAACACCACGCGCCGCCCCCGGCGCCGCCACCGCCGCCCGCGCCCGCGCAGCACCCGCACCAGCACCACCCCCACCUCCCAGGGGCGGCCGGGGCCUUCCUGCGCUACAUGCGGCAGCCAAUCAAGCAGGAGCUCAUCUGCAAGUGGAUCGACCCCGAGGAGCUGGCCGGGCCGCCGCCGCCCCCGCCCCCGGCCGGCGGCGCCAAGCCCUGCUCCAAAACUUUCGGCACCAUGCACGAGCUGGUGAACCACGUCACGGUGGAGCACGUGGGCGGCCCCGAGCAAAGCAGCCACGUCUGCUUCUGGGAGGACUGUCCGCGCGAGGGCAAGCCCUUCAAGGCCAAAUACAAGCUCAUCAACCACAUCCGCGUGCACACCGGCGAGAAGCCCUUUCCCUGCCCCUUCCCGGGCUGCGGCAAGGUCUUCGCGCGCUCCGAGAACCUCAAGAUCCACAAGCGCACUCAUACAGGAGAAAAGCCUUUCAAAUGUGAAUUUGAUGGCUGUGACAGGAAGUUUGCCAACAGCAGUGACCGAAAGAAACAUUCCCACGUCCACACCAGCGACAAGCCCUACUACUGCAAGAUCCGAGGCUGUGACAAAUCCUACACCCACCCGAGCUCACUGAGGAAGCACAUGAAGAUUCACUGCAAGUCCCCACCACCCUCUCCAGGACCCCUGGGCUACUCAUCGGUGGGGACUCCAGUGGGUGCCCCCUUGUCCCCUGUGCUGGACCCAACCAGGAGUCGCUCGAGCACUCUGUCCCCUCAGGUGACCAACCUCAAUGAGUGGUACGUUUGCCAGCCCAGUGGGGUCCCCAGUCACCUCCACACCCCUUCCAGCAGUGGAACCACUUCUGAGUCUGACGACGAGGAGAUGUACCGGAACUCUGAAGGCGUGCGGACCAUACAUUAGAUUUUAUUAGUAAUAAUAAUAAUAAGUACAACAAUGAGUGGGAGCCCUUGGACCGUAUCCUAACCUGAGACAAUGCCGAGGCUGAGACAAACUCGUGACUCAGACUUGCCACCGGGUCUAAUUAGCCCUAUUUAUUCAGUAUGAAACCCUAUGGUGUUUGUACAUUUAAUUAAUUUAAUUAAGAUAUUUGGUUUUUUUUUCCCCUUAGAAAACAAACAAACAAAAAAACCCAACCAAGCUGGACUUGUGUGUUGCAGGGGCACAGGACUGAGAGCAGGUUGUACCACAUGGAAAAUGAAUGGAGAGAUUAGUGAAUCGAGACACACACUGCCAAUGCCAUAUAUAUAGUUUUUACAAGGGUGAGAGAAAGAGCAUUAAGUCAGAACUCAACACAGCACCAAGGCCCUUUGCAUUUCCUGGAGUGCCUCACGAACGCCUUUGACACCUUCAUGGGCUUCUCUGGAGCCUCUCUGCCUCCUGCUUGGGCCCUAAUUCUGCAAAGGCCUCUUGAUUGUAAACCACACACGUGCUGCAUUGCCAACAGAUCUUGGACUGUACCUGUGUCCAAAAAUAUUUGUAAAAACCCUUUAAGUUCUAAUACUUGUAAUUUUUAAUUUCCACUCUUUUAUUACUGAUCUCACCUAACACAGUAUUUUUAUACAGGAUUACUUCUUCAGUACCCUGCUUGUAUGGUUUUUUUUUAAAAAAAGAUGCAGCAACCUAGUACAUCUCCAUAUAUUGUGCCACCGUGAUUGUUCCAGCAACAGUGGAGAGAAGAAAAAGCUGCUGCGGUAGACAACUGUGAAACUGUGAUAUUUUAUAAAGUAGAAGAAAUUCAAGUGCUUGCUUUUUCCUCUUUUUUUUUUCAUCUGGAAUCUCAGAGCCUGCCUCUUUACUCUGUCCAAACUUCUUGUGUAAUAAAGAGAUUAUGUUUUAGAUCAUAAGUUCUUUGGGAUGCCAAAAUUAACAGGCAAGUGUAAGGAGGUGUGAUGUUGGCAACAUGCCUAUUUUGGGGGGAAGGCUGUUGUUUUACAAACAGGGCAAUCCCUCUUUUAUACUGUUGUAUCGACCUUUUAAAACAUCUUUACUUUUCAGUGCUGGAAGUUGCAUUUUAAUGCAUUUUCUUCCACCUGAGCACUCGGAACUCUCCCACUUGCAAAUGACAAUGUAUGACCUACAUUAAAAGAGGAGAGGGAGUUGCUAUACAUAUUAAAAAUUUUAAAACGUUUAUAGUUACCACCAAACACUGAUGAAUGUGUGACCUUUGCCAGAGCUGUCAAGCUAGGACAAAAAAGGUCAAGGACCUAGGACAGUAACUCUUAGUUUAUUUUCGGUUGGUACAACAAAUCUCGUGUGCAAAACGUAGUCCAUCAUAAACAUGAUACAGAUAUACUAAAGAGCACUAAUUUAUCCUCAGAGACCCUGAAGACACCCCCUUCCCAGGGUUUGUAGAAAUUUGUUUUGUGUGCUGUGAGUGGUUGAUGUACUCUUGUUGUUAAUAACGUGUAUGUGAACACUAUUUGUACAGUUGAAUUAAUUUAUUUUCAGACAUCAUCCUUUUUUUUU